CUCCUCCAUGAUUUUUCCUGAACCCAUCUUCACAUCCUUCUGAGCUAACUAAUUUAACUAUCAUUACAAUCCCUACUAGUUUCUGUCCAAAAACCAAUCUUGCCAGACAUGAGCAUAUCUUCUUCCGCUCCUUAUCUCUCACCAAUACCCAGCAAAACCACAGCACUCAACUCUCAACAAAAACAGCAGUUAAGAAAACCUGACCAUGCCAUUUCUCUUCUCCAAAACUGCAAAAACCCUAAAGAUCUAAUACAACUACACACCCUUCUCAUAAAAACCUCUCUUAUCAAAGAAAAGUAUGCCUUUGGCCGUCUUUUAUUGUCAUUUGCCUCAUUUGACAAUCUGGGCUCUCUUAAUUAUGCUCAAAAACUGUUUGAUACUGUUGAUAUCCCAAGAAACUCAUUUAUGUAUACUACCAUGAUAAAAGCCUAUGCAAAUUUUGGUAAUCCAAGGGAGGCAUUUGCUUUUUAUUCAAGAAUGCUGUGUGAUCAGCAUUAUGUGUAUCCUAAUGAUUUUACCUUUACUUAUGUGUUUUCUGCUUGUUCUAAGUUUAGUGGUGUUUUUGAAGGCAAGCAGGCUCAUGCCCAGAUGAUAAAAUUUCCUUUUGAGUUUGGUGUUCAUUCUUGGAAUUCUUUGUUGGAUUUUUAUGGGAAAGUAGGGGAGGUGGGGAUUGUGGUUCGUCGAGUAUUUGAUAAAAUUGAGGGUCCUGAUGUUGUUUCUUGGAAUUGCUUGAUUAACGGGUAUGUGAAGUCAGGAGAUUUGGAUGAGGCACGAAGGCUUUUUGAUGAAAUGCCUGAAAGAGAUGUUGUGUCUUGGACUAUAAUGCUUGUGGGUUACGCUGAUGCUGGUUUUUUGAGUGAGGCAUCUUGUUUGUUUGAUGAAAUGCCGAAAAGGAACUUGGUUUCUUGGAGUGCAUUGAUUAAGGGUUAUAUACAAAUUGGUUGUUAUAGUAAGGCUUUGGAGCUUUUCAAGGAGAUGCAAGUUGCUAAAGUUAAAAUGGAUGAGGUCAUAGUAACGACUUUGCUCUCUGCAUGUGCUAGGCUGGGGGCUUUGGAUCAGGGUCGUUGGCUCCACAUGUAUAUAGAUAAACAUGGGAUCAAAGUUGAUGCCCAUUUAUCAACAGCUUUGAUUGAUAUGUACAGUAAAUGUGGGCGAAUUGACAUGGCCUGGAAAGUUUUUCAAGAAACAGGGGAUAAGAAGGUAUUUGUGUGGAGUUCUAUGAUUGGUGGGCUGGCAAUGCACUCGUUUGGGGAGAAAGCUAUUGAGCUCUUCGCCAAGAUGAUAGAGUGUGGAAUUGAACCGAGUGAAAUUACGUACAUCAACAUUUUAGCAGCGUGUACUCAUUCAGGUCUUGUUGACGUUGGGUUGCAGAUAUUUAAUAGAAUGGUGGAAAAUCAGAAACCAAAACCAAGAAUGGAGCAUUAUGGAUGCAUUGUAGAUUUACUAGGUCGUGCAGGUCUGUUGUAUGAUGCAUUUCGGGUUGUUGAAACAAUGCCUGUGAAAGCGGAUCCAGCUAUAUGGAGAGCCCUCCUCAGUGCUUGUAAACUACACAGAAAUGUCGAGCUGGGAGAGCAAGUUGGGAGGAUUUUAAUUAAGAUGGAGCCACAAAAUGACAUGAACUACGUGCUUUUCUCCAAUGUUUAUGCAGCAGUUAAUAGAUGGGAUAUUUCUGGGAAGUUGAGGAGAGAGAUGAAAGUAAGAGGUAUGCAAAAAAAUCCUGGAUGCAGCUCCAUUGAACUCAACGGUGCAGUCCAUGAGUUUGUUUCUAGAGACCAUUCUCAUCCCCAGAGUCAAGUAAUUUAUGAGUUAUUGCAUAUAUUGACCAAUCAUAUGGUGCAAGAAGAUCAUGAACCAAUGAUGACUAUCAUGGCCGAGAACCAGGGCAUACGGUGAAAAGAUGGAAAUCCACGGCCCACUGUUAGUUGCAAGCAAUGGACAUAUCUAUGGUGCAAGAUGAGCAUGAGCUGAUGACGACUAUUGCUGCUGAGAACCGAGAGACAGCUGGUCAAAACACCCAGAUAGUGCCCUAUAAAUUUGUUUGCGAUGCCCGUGUUUCAAGUUUUGGGGUGAACAAGCCAUUAUUGGGGUUGGUGACCAAAUGAUUAUAUUCCUCGGAGACAUUCUUUCCACAUGCCCAUUAAGAAUUUUAUGGAGUUUAUUGACGAGUUUCAAGAAAGGCAUGGCUUGCUGACCAUCAUAUAAACUCGACAAGAGGAACUUGAUUACUAAUAAUUGUUCAAGAACUGCAUCAUUGCAAAUGGUGUUGAAAGGAGCUUUACAAGGUGCGAGUCAAAAUAUGUGCUUGUACUUUGCCUAUUUUAAGUAGCUGGUGGGGGUAGAUGUAACCGAGGUUGAGCAAUGCUGAAGCUGCAAUUUGGCAUUAAUGGCUUGCAAUUCAAGCAUGCAAAUUUACUGCGUGAAGACUAGACUAAGAUGGGUGUGAUGAUGCAUCAACCGAUCACCGCUUUAGAAGUCAUCAGUCCAAGCUUAAAGAAGAAAACACAUCUUGAUUUCCUGGUCCGCUCAUAAAAUUAAGAUUUUCUUAUAAUUUUGUUUCAUUUGCCUUUUCUUUUAACAAUUUUAUUUUCUCUGGUAUCUUAUUCCUGGAAAUUAUAAUGUUUGA
Messenger RNA from Populus nigra (black poplar), 2623 nucleotides. Its product is annotated as pentatricopeptide repeat-containing protein At4g18840-like. Gene Ontology annotation, molecular function: RNA binding; protein binding. The transcript is spliced from 2 exons. The record is from RefSeq and is a predicted model, not a curated record. Bases 109 to 1893 code for a protein of 594 amino acids. Lineage: Eukaryota; Viridiplantae; Streptophyta; Magnoliopsida; Malpighiales; Salicaceae. Gene Ontology annotation, biological process: RNA modification.